Messenger RNA from Phyllostomus hastatus (greater spear-nosed bat), 4684 nucleotides. RefSeq names its product interferon lambda receptor 1 (gene IFNLR1). The record is from RefSeq and is a predicted model, not a curated record. NCBI's taxonomy places the organism in Eukaryota, Metazoa, Chordata, Mammalia, Chiroptera, Phyllostomidae. Gene Ontology annotation, molecular function: protein binding. The transcript has 7 exons. The coding region runs from base 50 to 1621 and encodes 523 amino acids.
UGUCAGGUGGCGGGUCCCCGCCCGCCCGGCGGGCCGGGGAAGGGCUGACAUGAGCCCGGCGGGACGCUGGGCCCUCCUGUUGCUCUGCCUACUGAAGUCCGCCCGAGGGAGGCCCCAUCUGGCCCCUCCCCAGAACGUGACGCUGAUGUCCCGGAACUUCAGCGUGUAUCUGACAUGGCUCCCAGGGCCUGGCAACCCGCAGAACGUGACAUAUCUCGUGGCUUAUCAAAGCUUUGCAACAACCCCCAGACGGUGGCGAAAAGUGGAGAAGUGUGCAGGAACCAAAGAGCUGACAUGCUCUCUGAUGUGCCUGGAGAAACAGGACCUAUUCAACAAGUUCAAAGGGCGUGUGCGAGUGGUUUCCCCCAGUGCCAAGUCCGUCUGGGUGGAGUCCAAGUACCUGGAGUACCUUUUUGAAGUGGAGCCGGCCCCGCCCAUCCUGGUAGUCACUUUGACAGAGGAGGUCCUGAAGGUCAACGCCACAUACCAGCUGCCCCACUGCAUGCCCUUGUCGAAUCUGAUGUAUGAGGUGGAUUUCUGGAAGGAGGAGGCUGGGAACAAGACCCGACUUCCCGCCACUCGCCACGGCCAGGAAACGCAGAUCCCCCUCCAGCUAGCUGCCAGUGGGAACCACUGCGUCAGCGCCAGAACCAUCUACAUCUGCGAUGACCCUAAAUACAGCGAGUUCUCCAAGCCCACCUGCUUCUCCCUGGGGACCCUAGGAGUCGGCUGGGUGUCCCUGGUGCUGCUGCCACUGCUGUUGGUUCUCCCCGCGGGGUGUGUGAUCUGGAAGAGCUGGGUGACCUGGAAGAGCUUCUCGAGGAACCCUUGGUUUCAGCGGGCAGAGAUGCCGCAGGCUCUGGACUUUUCUGGACACAGACUCCCCGUGGCGACCUUUCAGCCCUGUGGCCCCGAGCCCCUGGAUGGCUUGAUCCUCUGUCCCCAGAAGGAACCCACCAGAAGAAUCAAACUGAUCUCUAGGGUCAGGGCCCUAGCCAUCGUCCAGGCAGGAUCAGAGGAGGACGGAGCUGAGGAAGAGGAUGACGAGGAGGAGGACACAGACGACGAUGUCAGCUUCCGGCCCUACAUUGCACCCCCUCCCUUCCUGGAGCGGGAGCGCCAGACCCCGGGGCAACCUGAGGAAGGGGUCCAGGUCAAAGGCUGCCCUGCUUGGGAUUCUUCAGACGGAAGCUGGGCCAGCACUGUCGGCUCCUGCCCCUCAGACGGGGCUGGGUCCUCCGGCUAUUUAGUCAAGAAGGGGCUGGGCCAAGUGCUGGGUGAGGACAGGUGUCAGGACCCUCUGCUGCUCCCCAAAUUCUCCAAGGACUUGGGUUCCCUGAAAGAGCUCCAGAGAGAUGACCCCUCCUCCUGGGCCGGCUGGGGCUCCUCGUCACCGUCACCGAGGCUGAAACUGGCCCCCGGGGAGCCUCUAGUUUCUUUUCAGACACUGACCUUCGGCUGGGACAGCGGCACCGAGGAGGGGGAGGAGGAGGAGGAGGAGGAGGAAGAGGGUGGGAGCGAAUCAGAACUUGGGGACAGCAGUGCUGGCAGCUGGGGGACUGACAGCCUGCAGAGGACUGAGGCCAGGAGCGUGACACUGGGGCAUUACAUGGCCAGGUGAGCUGUCCCCCGGCUUCCUGCCAAAUCUGGUGCUACUGAGCUUCCCAAGGACCCAAGGUGCCACUGGGACUUGAAAGCCUGAGAACAUCGGCCCUGGCGUGGCACAGUGUUCUCUCAGCGCUUCCCAAACCCCAGCUAGAGGCCAUUUGUCCGUCUGGUUGAGCGGUAAGGAGCCACCUCAUGCUGGGACCCACCAGCUAUGGGCGGAGCUCCAAAAGGACUAGAGAAGAGGAUGGGCUGAGCUCAGACCACCCCACUGUCCCUGGGGUGAAAGGUCAGGUGGAAAAAUCAUCCCUGGACACAGGUGCGGCCAGGUCACAGUGGACAUCAAGGGCUGACACCACAAGGGGCCGCCUGGGUCGAGGGCAGGACGUUCGGAGGCACAACUGUGUCAGAGCCUCCUGCCUUUCUCCAGCACCACCCCCCAAGUCUUGGGCUCCUGAUUCAUGAGCCCCCAGGGCAGGCCACAGUGAGGAAGAACCUAGUUGACAGACGGCGUUGGAGGGGAAGGGAAGGGCGGCCCUCAGUUGCAUCCCCAUCUCCGUCGUGGAGCUGCACAGGUUUGCUGUCAGGCCAGCCGACCCGGGCCCAAAUCCCAACUCUGCCGUUGCCCAGUCCUGUGACCUGGGUGAGCGCCUUCCUUCUCUGCGCCAGGGUUCCCUCAUCUGCACUUCCCAGCUGGGGUGUGGGGAUCCUGGUCAGGAAACCCAGCCCAGGGGGUCCUCAGCCCCUCUCCCUUUGCCCAUUGAAAAACCAAACAGUGCAUCUUCCAGGGGCUUCUGGUUUGUUUGGGGUGGGGCAACAGCCUGGCAGGGACAGGACCCCCAGCUGUGACCCUGCUGCAGACAGCACUUUGACCCUCUGGCUGGCCACUGUGGUUAUAAAAAAGUCCCAUCUUCCCUGCCUGUUAUGAGAAACCAGUGUCUUCUAGAAACAGGCCGUUCCCGGGGGCAGUGAUGGGUGCUCGCUUCGUUAACCUGCCCCCACCAGUGUGCGGACGAGCACAGCCGAGUUUCCACCCACAGGCACCAGGAUUCUGUCUAAAGCAGCCGAGAGGUUGACCUAUGUGUAUCUCUUCGGUCUCUGGCCAGCUGGUCCAUCUGCCGUUCCCUUGGCCGUGUCCGCAAAGUGCCGAGGUCACAGCAAGGACUUCCCAGGGGCACAAAGCUGGCAGGAGGCCUUCGCUGCUGGGACUCACAGGCAUACGCACACGUGUGCACACGUGUGUGUGCUUGGACAGGGGUGAAGGCUUGUCCACAUCGCUGAGUGCAGAGGAGGAAGAACACACUGAAGCCUCGCUGCUAGGCAAGGCUGAGGCUCGGGGUCUCUCCCAGGAAUUGCCGACUGAAGCUGGAGUUCCCUCUGGAACCCAGAUGAGCUGCUUCAUGAAGGUAAUUUCGAAAAACAAAGCCGUUAGCAUUCUGGUGAAAGAAUCACAUUAUCUUUAUUAUUAUUAAACACUGGGGUUUUUUUAAGCUAAGCUUUUUUUCAACGUUUAAUUUCACAGAUAAGCCGAGCUUUUUAGUAAUUUUAAAUUCCAGCUCCUUUACAGUGAUUGCAUCACAAAAAAACUGUGGGAAACAUCCUAACACUCACCCUUUGACGGGCACAGCCAGCCCCAGGGCCACGAUGAGGGACAGCGAGUCAAGAAUACCUAAUGCCUUUGGUUGCAGCAACUUAAUAAUUUUUCAGAGCACAGUUGACUCUUGAAGGGAUUAGGGGCGCUGACCCCACCACACAGUCGAACAUUCACAUAUAACUUUUGAACCCCCCAGAAACUCCAGUCAUACCUCAGUAUCUGCAGGGUAUCGGUUCCAGGAACGCCCCCCUACCAGCCCCGCGUCCGCAGAUACCAAACCCCAUGCGUGCUCAAGUCUGCCCGCCACAUCCGCAAAUUCCCAACCAAGGAUCAAAAAUACUGUUUUUGGUCAUGUCUGGUUGAAUCUGCAGAUGCAAAUCCCAGGGAUACGGAGGGCCGAUUGUAUAUUUAUGGAGAAAAAUCUGCGUCUAAACGGACCCGUGCAGUUCAAGCCCAUGUCGUUCAAGGGUCAGCUGUACUGAGAUUAUAUAUUAUUCUUAGAUUUUCAUAUUUAUUUCUAACUUUCUAUGUUUAUAUCAUAUUUAAAUAACUUCCUAAUGCUCAUUUUAAAACUCUGAACUUUUAAAUAAAGAGCUCUAUUUUUAGAGAAAAUGGAAGAAUUGAAUGGAAAAGUGUGUGCUCUUAUUUCUCAAAGUCUCACCACUCACCUGGCUGUUUAACCAGAAGGGUCCUGGGCUGGGUCCCAGCAGCUGAGCCAGAGACCAGGGUUUCUGGGUGCAAAGCGCAGCAGCCAUGCCAAAAGCACCCACAAGGGAGUGGAAGCCAGACAGAGGGAGGGCAGCCAGCCCAGGUACACCAUCAAACAGGUCACUGCUGGGGGCACUAGGGUCCCUGUCCCCCUGACGGGCAUUGGGAGUUCAGUGUUGGCCCCUCCAGAUUUGUUCUGCCCGGGCCGGCUGGGGAAUUUAUCUACCAACUCCCGCUGGUCCUGAGAGGGCUGCCCCCUGCUGUAGAGUUGUAGGUACUUGCAGUCGGGAUCCAUCGGGGUGAACCCGCGAGAAAGGCGAAGCAAUGGAGGUGGGGUAGGACACCCACAUCACCUGCUAUAGUGAGGCUGGAGCUGUGCCCACCUCGCUGGCAGCUCGCCCCAAGGUAGAACUCCAGUUCGCGGAAGGAUACAGAACAUCCUCAGUGUCCGGUCUCACAAACCCAAACUCACUCCAGACGAGCACUAACGAAGGUCUCCCAGGUCCCGGCGAUUGUCAGGCCACCUGGUCAAUGCCCAGCGCUGUCCUUGCAGACUGUCACCUUCUACUUGGGAGCUAGAUCCAAGCUGAGCUGAUCCGCGUCCCUUUCCCAGGAAUUCAGAAGCCUUCCUGGCUGGCUGCACCUGGAACAGGGUCCAACCUACUGCGGCCCUACCCUCCACCCUGAGAAACGGGAAAACCCAGCGUGCCGGGGCGACAAGAAUGCGGCUGCCACACAGACCCCUGAGAUGAGAUCCUGGGUCUGAUCCAUCCCAGU